AUGUGCCAAUUGGAGCCAUUUCUGAAGAGGUCCCUGGUGGUCCUCCUUUUCCUGGGCCUGGCAGAGGCCUGUAUCCCUCGUGAAGUUGCAACGGAAGAGAAAAGUAAGAACUUGAAGGGUAUAAUAGGGCUGAUGAGCAGACUGUCCCCGGAUGGUUUCAGACAAAACAUCAUAUCCUCCUCCAAGAUGCCUCCCCUGGUAACCACUCCAGACAGGACGGAGGAAGAAAGUAAGUACUUUGAAAAGAUCCUUGGUCUGCUGAGCCUCCAAGUGCUGAGUGAAGAAACAAAUAACUGCAAAGAAGAAGUGAAGCCUCCCCUGGCCACCACCACAGCCAGGGUCCGUGUGAAGAACGGCAGAUGGAACUUUUUGAAGUGCGCCUACAUGGUGAUGACCUUCUUCUUCGUGUCCUACAAUAAAGGAGACUGGUGUUACUGUCACUACUGCAACCCGGAGCUGAAUUUGAGAGACGACCCCUGCUGCUCUUUCUAGUGAACCUGCUCCAUCUCACUCCUCCUUCACUAGCCCUCCAGCUCCCAGGCAUUUCACCUCCCAAGGAAGCUCUUCGCGCUCCACCUGCCAACUCGGAGGGCAAUGAGCGAGUUCAGAGAAAGUCCCUCAGAGUGCCGUGAGACGAGGGCCGUGGGAGCGGAAUGAGCCUCUUCAGGGCUUUUGCCCACACCUUAUCUUCGGGACCAUUUUCAGCCUUUCUUUCCUGUUCCUCUAAUGAAAUGUGCA
Myodes glareolus (Bank vole) is the source of this 738-nucleotide messenger RNA. The record is from RefSeq and is a predicted model, not a curated record. Lineage: Eukaryota; Metazoa; Chordata; Mammalia; Rodentia; Cricetidae.